Messenger RNA from Larimichthys crocea (large yellow croaker), 4576 nucleotides. Its product is annotated as probable G-protein coupled receptor 149. Gene Ontology annotation, cellular component: neuron projection; plasma membrane. Gene Ontology annotation, molecular function: neuropeptide binding; G protein-coupled receptor activity. Gene Ontology annotation, biological process: neuropeptide signaling pathway. The coding region runs from base 304 to 2613 and encodes 769 amino acids. The record is from RefSeq and is a predicted model, not a curated record. The transcript is spliced from 5 exons. Lineage: Eukaryota; Metazoa; Chordata; Actinopteri; Sciaenidae.
GAACCAGGAGGUGCCCUGGUAACGCGGUUUGAACGGUGAACACAAGCGCUUGCCAGCGCGUUACCCGGAGGCUCCAAAACCAAGGAACAGAAAAGCUUUGAUUACGCGUGUGUUCCCAUUUGGAUCGAAGAAGGAUGUUUCCCACUGUUUCUUUCAUCAUCUCCACCGUCUGAUUUUUUUCAGGGAUGCGACGCAUGUUGUUUUAUUCUCACAUCUUUGCUGCGCGCUAAACUUUACAGGCCACUGAGUCCGAUUUGACCAAUUAAAAGUGCCAAAAGAGACGCAGAAGUUCAUUCACUGAAAAUGUCAACGACGCACCUCAGCUCCCCGGCGCCCAACCAGAGCUACCUUUCCACGGCCACCUACGAGAAGACAGACCCCGCGGGGGUGGCGAGGCAAAUUCUCCUGAUGCUUUUCGGCUUGUGCGUAACGAUCGCUGCCGCUACCUUUGUCGGAGGUGUGUAUUCGCUGCUUUCUCUCCUCCGGAUGAGGAGAAAAACCUCCCUGUGUGUCAUUGUAGCUUCCAUGUCGGUGGACGACCUUCUCAGCGUGGUCCCUCUCUCCUUGUUCAUGCUCCUACAGUGGGAGACAGAUGGAAGUGGAGGGUCGAGCAGCCUCUGCACUUUAUCUGGACUUCUGUACGUGUUCCAGGGUGUUUCUAGCAAUAUGAAGGCUUGCCUUAUAGCAGCCUAUACUUUUUAUGUCACCAAGAGGUUUGGAGUGCUUCAAUCUGUUCGCCGGCCCCUGAGAGUGAUGUGGGCUAUUGCCGGUGUGUGGGCGGUUAGCCUGACCGUUAGUGUUUUACCUUUGUGCGGAUGGGGCAGCUUUACGCCAGCCGCUCUCGGGUGUUUCCCAGAGAGCGACAGUUUUUACACCCUGCUGCUUUUCUCUUUAUACUCCCUGUGUUUCUGCGGUUUGUUAUUUUUCUUUAUCCCCCUCACCUACCAGCUGCUGUGCUCCAGAGAGCCCCAGAGGACUUUACUGUACCCGAGCUAUUUGGAGAUGUCGAAAGGACUGAGUGGCUCCGCUCCACUCUGUGAACUCCAGUCAUUUUCCCGGGACAGCCUGAACAAAAGUUUCGAUGCCUACAACGAGCUGAGCCCAAGUUCAUGUGGGACAGAGCUCAGGGAGAAAGAGGACAACUGUCUGUCCCCAGUGUCUGUCAACGGGCAGAGGACAGCUGCUGUCGAGGACACACCGGUGGUGUUUGCGCAAAAGCGCUUUUCCAUGAUCCUGGCGGUUGUCCGAGUUGUUUUGUGGAUGCCAAUGAUGACUUUGGUGCUGGUGCGCCAUGCACUGAAUGCACGUAGCUCAUCCCUGGAGACUUUGAGCUUCUUCCUCACUCUUCUUGCCCCAGCGGCCACUCCGUUAUUCGUGCUGUCUGAGCGCUGGAUCCACAUGCCAUGUGGCUGCUUCAUUAACUGCAAACGGGAUCCAACACAAGAGCCCUCAGUGAUGAAAAGAAGAUUUGAAUUCAACCUUUCCUUCCAACAAGGCUAUGGAGUGUACAAGUUGUCACAUGCCACCAUGUCUCAAAACAGUCUGCCCCUAGAGAAGCCUGCCUAUCACAGCCUCUUUAACUGUGACUUCCCUAACACCCGCCUUGAUGCACUAGAAAGUGGUGGGCUCUCCAACCUGGGGCCUGAUUUUGAUUUCAGCACCACGCGCCCCGUGGACAGCUCCUCUCAUGCAGACCUUCUUUUAGAAGCCGUGUCCGGAGGAGGAGAGGCGCUGGCUGAUUGUCCUUCACUCCCACAUGUGAACCACGGAGAGGACGGUGACUUCCGCUGUGUCCCUUCGCUGUCUUCUCAUCACCUGGAGCAGGAUCACAAUCUCGGCGACACAUUGUCUGUGUUUGACGGGACGGAGAGGAGGCUGUCGCACGAGGAGUGUCGGAAAAUCGAGCUGACAGACUGGGAGUGGUGCAGGAGUAAAUCAGAGAGAACACCCAGACAGCGGUCAUCUGGUGGUCUGUCAAUCCCCCUGUGCGCCUUUCAGGGCACUGUAUCUCUGCAAGCACCCACAGGGAAGACCCUCUCUCUUUCCACCUAUGAAGUCAGCAGUGAUGGACUCAAAAUCUCCCCCAACAAUGCCAAGAAGGUGGAAGUGUAUCGCUCCAAAUCAGUUGGCCACGAGCCCAAUGCAGACGACCCAGCAUCGGGAGGCCAGGCUGGAGACGUGAAUGUCAGCAGUGUAGGGAUGGGCAUGGGGAUCGGAAUGGAGAUGGGUAUAGGAGCUGGUGUGGGGGACACUAACGUCAAAAUCCACCUUGAGGUUCUGGAGAUCUGUGACAACGAGGAGGCCAUGGACAGCGUAUCCAUCAUCUCCAACAUCAGUCAGUCCUCCACCCACGCCCGCUCGCCGUCGCUGCGGUACUCGCGAAGGGAGAACCGUUUUGUCUCCUGCGACCUGGGCGAGACGGCCUCCUACUCUCUGCUCAUUCCCAGCGGUGGCAACCCAGAGGCAGAGACCAUCAAUAUCACUAUACCUGACACUGUGGAGGCUCACCGGCUGAACAGCCGACGGCAGACGCAGGAGAGCUCUGGAUAUCGUGAGGAGAUACAGCUGCUCAAUGAGGCUUACAGAAAGCAAGCUGGGGAGACAGAAGAGUGACACACACAUAUAGGAUAACAAGAAGGUGUCUCUCAGGAGGAGGUUGACAGCAAAGGCUGAAAGACAAAUUUCCUAAUCAUUCCACUUGUUUUCUCUCUAAUAGAACUGACAGGUGACCCAAAUAGAGAGCUUAAGACUGUUAUUAUAGUCUGUUUGAAUACUCUUGUACUUCCUCUUCAGAUAGCACUCUGAGAACACAUGCAUCACCUGUCUGUAGAGUCUAGAGAUAGAUUAGUACUGUAUGUAAAAGAAGAAGGAUAGUACACUGGGAGAAAGAGAGAUAGAGCCAAAGGAAGGGGGUGGGUAGAGAAGAGAAACAGUAUUCAAGAAUCAGUAUUCCUUGCGAGACUGUCACCAUAUGGCUGUCUGUCAUCAUAAAAUAGAUACAGCAAAAGAGAGAUCCACUUAGACGUGGAAAAGGAAGAGGUCACAUGUCGGAUAUGAAGCUGCUUCUGUCGGCUACGUCACCGGUGACUCAGCUGUGAGGGGAGGGGUCACCUGACCCGUGUGUCUGACUCAUCUCUGUGUGUGCUGUUGUGCAUCUUUGUGUGUGAGAAGUAGCCUUGCCCAUAGGGAUGAGGGUAUACGUGUGAGACGCCAGCCACCAAAAUGUAUUCAUACUGUGUGUUUUCCCUUAUACAAAAGUGUUUUUUCUGCAUAAUAUAUUUAUUUUAGUUACAAAGUGUUUCACUUAGUGUCCAUUUAUGUAUCGCACAAUAAACCUUAUACUAUCAAAGGAGAGGAGAGGCCACUAUCCAUGCUGACAAAUCGAAAACAGGUGGAGGGAAAAAGGAAUAGAGAGGCGAGCGUUUGUGGGAGAGUGCAAGUGAUUUUUGAAGAAGAGGUCGAGGGGAUACUUAUGCAGAACAGUUCUCUGCCUUGUGGACAUUGAGUGCAAUUUCAAUGAGUGACAGUGUGCAUAUUUUACUACAGUAUAGGCAGCAUAUGAAUGUACAUUCCAGAGCCACUUUGGGGAAUCAUCUCUCCGCCUGCUCAGUUCACUGCCCAUCUAAUCAGUGAGCUACCGGGGCCUCUCACUUUCUAUCGAAUUCAUGCAUAAAUUCAAGACUGGAAUAGAAUUUGCAUAUAGUAUUGUGUUUCAGUACUGUUUUUGAAUGGUUACAUGGACAUGUUAACAUCUAUCAGAAGCAUAUAAAUCGUUAUUCUCUUUCACAGCUUUUAUCAGUAUAUCCAUCCCUUAUAUGCACAUUUACAUGUACAUGUGUGUACACAAUGGCAGUAACAUAGUAAAAUCAGUAUUUCAGAGUAACUUUAGAAUCUAUAUUUAUUUAGGUUUGUUUUAUGAUGGUGUCUUUUCUAUGUUAUCUGUUUGGUUGCUUGAUCGUCAAUACGUUAGCACUUUGUGGACUUCAUUUGCAGGCUUUUUGAAUUGUCCUUUAGCGAGCCCCUUCCAUCAGCUGCGACAUGUUCCAUCCCCCUGAAGAAUGUUGUCAUUAAAGAUUCAUACCAGAAAAUUGCCUCCAACAGGAUUGCAAUGCAUUUCUAUUCCGAGUGCUCCUGGGCAAAAUGUAAAAGAAAAUAAUGUACAGGCAUAUGAAUCAUAAUGAAUGUGAAGUUGUAUUUAGUGUCAAGCAUAUCAGCUGUUAAUGGUGCCAAAGGUUUACAGCUGAGCACAGCUUCAUCUCUGUAGCCUAACAGAGUGGAAGUGAUUUGAUCAUCUGCUUCUUCUCACUUUUAAAACAGGACUAGCGUUCAGCUUCUGGUCAAGCGCUCUCAUAAAACAUUGUGAUCAAUAAACUGUUAUUUGCCUCGUUUGUGACAAAUGGAUAAUUGCACAUUGGCUGUACAAGCGUUUGCAUGUUUUUAGUCAUUCACGUCAACCAUCUGGACUGAUUCUGUGACACGCUAACUACUCAAAUGGGUUUUCUCUAUUAGAAUAAAAGCAAAUAAAGAGCAAUAAUUAACUACUUAAGAAGACUGCCCUAGAUAGUAGCAGCCAUCA